Molecule: messenger RNA, 654 nt
Organism: Penicillium pulvis
Lineage: Eukaryota; Fungi; Ascomycota; Eurotiomycetes; Eurotiales; Aspergillaceae
Exons: 1
Coding region: 1-654 (217 amino acids)
Source: RefSeq, a predicted model, not a curated record
AUGACUUCCAUUCCUGUGUCCCCGUCAGAACCCACCCCGGUCCCUGUCAGCGACCCCAAUGACCAGACCGUGGAAAUCCCCGAUCACGAAUUUUUCCCUCACCCCGUCUGGUUGCAGCGCUGGUAUAACCCCGAGUUCACAGACGAGGGUCGUGCCAAAUGGGAAGCUGAGCCGUGGUACGAGAGCACAGCUCAGCGCGAACCCCAUAGGAUCCUUAGGCGGCCCACGCGCUGUUUCCCAUGGGGUUUUUUCAUCUAUCGCACGGUUUACACUGCCGAGUCAGAUAGAUUAUGGCCUCUCGCUAUCGAAAAGCUUACCCGUGUGCUAGGCGAGUGCAUUGAGGGCGAUUUGAAAUUUGGACGUCCGAACAGGCGCGGCGCAGAUGACCCGCGUCCCGAACAGCUGGCGCAGGCGUCGCAUAAGGAUGCUGUGAUCUAUGAUGCGGAUCAUUGGGACGGUGCUAGCAUCGACCUGGUUCGCGAUCAUUUUGCGGAGUAUCUGCGCAAAACAAACCAGGUGGAAUGCGGUGGGGAGCAGCGGCUUGCUUUGUGUCUUGUUAUUGAUGAGAGGGCUUUGAAAUCGAUCAUUGCACCGGAGGACUCUGUCGGGUUUGUUGGGACCGUUGAUGGACGAUAUGAUUCCUUAACGAAAUAA